CUUCCCGUCCCGUCGCUCGUGAAACCAGAUAGUUCUUAACCGGGUGACUAUGGCCUCACUCAUUGCAAAGCAUUUAGGACGAAUCGCUGCUCGUGAAUUGCGUUUUUUGAACACUGCUCAUCGAGGAUAUCCACCUCCGAGUUUGCGCUGAUCACUGAGAAAUAGCCAUGGGUCGCAAGAAGCUCCCAAUGAAGAAAAUUGAUGAUCAUUCGGGUCGUGUGAUACGGUACUCAAAGCGUAAAGAUGGGAUGGUCAAGAAGGCCUCUGAAUUAUCAAUCUUAUGUGAUGCGGAAAUUGGCUUGCUGAUGUUUUCUCCUACUGGUAGAUUAACCAGUUUUGCUAGCAAUGGAAGGAUUGAGGACAUCUUUCUUCGUUACGUUGACUGUCCUGCUGAUUUGCAAGGAGGACGUGUUGAUAAUGAAGAGUACUUGAUCCAGAGGCUAAUGCAUUUGAACUUUGAACACAAAAUGCUGGACAAGAUAAUGAAGAUGGAGGAUCUUGAAGAGAAGCUACAAGAGCUAGACCAGCAAAAACUCAAGGCACAAGAAAAGAUGAGGUCUUAUAAUCUGGAUGCCGAUAGCAUCACCUCAGUUCAUGAUGCCCAGGCAAUCGAGAAAACCCUUGUUGAGGCUAUUCAACGUGUAGAACAACUAAAAGAAAAAUUGCUCGCCACCACCGAAGCUCCUCGAGAGCAUGAGACAAUUAAGGUACUGGACACCGACGUCAAAGAUGCAGAUAUGGGUGUUGAAGUGUCUGCAAAUGCUAGCAAUUUCAGGAAUUCAUCGGGAGUUCAAGAAGCAUCUCCACCGAUUGGUCCUCACCUAAGCAUUGACUUCUUAAAAGAACAAAGGUACUGGAACCUCCAAAGUGGUGGGCAGACAUCAAUGACUUAUGACUUAAACAUCUAAAAGCCCAAGUGCUCCAGCAAGGACUUCUAUGCUCAAUAUAUCUUUAGUAGAAAAAGACUGAAGACAGUUGCAAUGAAAAGACAAAUAUAUUGUUUCUUGCAGUUAUUGAGUAUUUCUUGUUUGAUACUUAUGAAUGCUGAAUGAAUUGCUUUUGGAGAUUGGUAUAUGAUGGUUUAUAAAAACUUUGUGCAAAUUUCAGUUUUUUCAAA
This is a messenger RNA of Tripterygium wilfordii, 1117 nucleotides long. RefSeq names its product agamous-like MADS-box protein AGL66. Bases 168 to 908 code for a protein of 246 amino acids. The record is from RefSeq and is a predicted model, not a curated record. The transcript is spliced from 12 exons. Gene Ontology annotation, biological process: regulation of transcription by RNA polymerase II. Gene Ontology annotation, molecular function: DNA-binding transcription factor activity, RNA polymerase II-specific; RNA polymerase II cis-regulatory region sequence-specific DNA binding; protein dimerization activity. Lineage: Eukaryota; Viridiplantae; Streptophyta; Magnoliopsida; Celastrales; Celastraceae.